Messenger RNA from Dendrobium catenatum, 1203 nucleotides. RefSeq lists its product as uncharacterized. NCBI's taxonomy places the organism in Eukaryota, Viridiplantae, Streptophyta, Magnoliopsida, Asparagales, Orchidaceae. The record is from RefSeq and is a predicted model, not a curated record. The transcript has 3 exons. Bases 95 to 1066 code for a protein of 323 amino acids.
CCACAAGAGUUGAGAUUCCUCCGCUGACAUCAUCCUCUUCCUCUUCAAAUAUGUUUUAAAUUUCAACGCCAGGACCUCGGAACCCCAAUUUCCAAUGGGCAAUUGCUCGCCCAAGCCCAAGCGUCAAUCCCGAUCAUCCAAAACCCUAGUGGAUACCUCGCUGCCGCCGGCCCAACUCCACGGAUCGGAAUCCUCUCUAAUCGCGUGGCGUAUCCGCGUCGCACUUCUCUACAAACGUGUAGCCGUCGAAUUCGUCGAAUGCGGAGAUGACGAACCCUUCCUCCGGUGUGGAUCGGAGAUGGUGACUGGUUCGGAAGAAUCGCUGCUUCGAUACAUUGACAAUAGGUAUGGAGGGCCGCCGUCGGAGACGGUGACGGAAACAAAGGAGAGGGUAAUGGCGGCGGAAGUUAUAGUGGUUCAACAUCGAAGCAUUCAACAGCAUGUCGAGGGUAUGGCGCAGUGGGUGGCAAAGUUGAUGGCGGCAGGCGGCGAUGAAUGGAAAGAGAAAGCGGCGGAGGGGAGGCGUAUGGGGAAAUUGUACGGAGAGUUGGUGGAGAUAAUGCUAGAGCAUGCCCAAAUGGAGGAAAGGUUCAUUUUCCCGACUCUCGAAAGGACCGCAGACUACGAUGUCUGCAGAACGGCCAAUGAGCAGCAUGGAAGGCAUCUCCCGUUAAUGAACGGUAUUAAAGAAGAUCUAAAGUCACUCAUCGCAAUAGAUGUUGGUGGACCUUUGUAUAAAGAAGCUCUCCUCAACCUUUUCCUUCGCUUCAGAACUCUUCAGGAACACUGCAAGCAACAUUUCCAAGAGGAGGAGAGAGAGCUUCUGCCCUUGUUAGAAGCAGCAGAGAGCGUCAGGCGAAAGGAAGGGGAGGAGCCAUGGCCACCAAAUCGAUGGGUUCAGCAAAUUAUGGAUCUCAUGGAGCAAACUCAUUCUCGCUUAUUUACAUUCUUCGCGUCCGGCCUCUUCCCUAACGAGGCACUACGCUAUGUUGGCCUUGUUUCAGGUGGCGAUGACCAGCGGGCCAUUGCCAUGCUUCGCUCAAUCGCUAUCUCAAUCGACACCUGACCACUGAUUACAGCAUAAAGCUGUACCUCCACUCAUUUGUACACGCGAUCAUGUCAAGACCUUGACAAUUGUUGUUGUUGUGUCUUUUUUUUUUUUAAUUUUAUUUUUGAGUCUAUUAAGACAAAAUUCAUACAAAU